GGGAUCCGGGCCACCCUGACGCCCACUGUGCUGGCCCCCCGCCUGCCGCAGCCGCCUCAGAACCCGACCAACAUCCAGAACUUCCAGCUGCCCCCAGGAAUGGUCCUCGUGCGGAGUGAGAAUGGGCAGCUGUUAAUGAUCCCUCAGCAGGCCCUGGCCCAGAUGCAGGCCCAGGCUCACGCCCAGGCUCAGCCUCAGACCAGCAUGGCACCCCGCCCUGCGACCCCUACCAGUGCCCCUCCCGUCCAGAUUUCUGCUGUACAGGCACCUGGGACACCCAUCAUCGCACGGCAGGUGGCCCCCACUACCAUAAUCAAGCAAGUGUCUCAGGCCCAGACAACGGUACAGCCCACCACCACACUGCAGCGCUCACCCGGGGUCCAGCCUCAACUUGUCCUGGGCGGCGCUGCCCAGACGGCGUCCCUUGGGACGGCGACGGCUGUUCAGACGGGGACACCUCAGCGAACGGUCCCGGCGGGGACCACAGCCUCCACGGCUGCCACGGAAACUAUGGAAAACGUGAAGAAGUGCAAAAACUUUCUAUCUACGUUAAUAAAGCUGGCAUCGUCCGGUAAACAGUCAACAGAGACAGCGGCCAACGUCAAAGAGCUGGUGCAGAGUUUACUGGACGGGAAAAUCGAAGCGGAAGACUUCACUAGCAGGCUCUACCGAGAGCUCAACUCCUCACCUCAGCCUUACCUCGUGCCUUUCCUGAAGAGGAGCUUGCCCGCCUUGCGACAGCUGACCCCCGACUCCGCAGCCUUCAUCCAGCAGAGCCAGCAGCAGCCGCCGCCCUCCUCGCAGGCCACCACCGCCCUCACCGCCGUGGUGCUGAGCAGCCCGGUCCAGCGCACGGCCGGGAAGACGGCCCCCCCGGGGGGCGCCGGCAGGCAGGGCCAGCCCACGCCGCUGGUGAUCCAGCAGCCCCCGAAGCCAGGCGCCCUGAUCCGGCCCCCGCAGGUGACGUUAACACAGACGCCCAUGGUCGCGCUGCGGCAGCCUCCCAGCCGGAUCAUGCUCACCACGCCACAGCAGAUCCAGCUGAAUCAGCUGCAGCCAGUCCCCGUGGUGAAGCCCGCUGUGCUGCCUGGAACCAAAGCCCUGUCCGCCGUCUCGGCCCAAGCUGCUGCUGCGCAGAAGAACAAGCUCAAGGAGCCCGGGGGAGGUUCGUUUCGGGACGAUGACGACAUUAACGAUGUCGCGUCGAUGGCUGGUGUGAACCUUUCAGAGGAGAGCGCAAGAAUACUGGCCACCAACUCCGAGCUGGUGGGCACGCUGACACGCUCGUGCAAAGACGAGACCUUCCUCCUCCCGGCGCCCUUGCAGAGGCGGAUACUAGAAAUAGGUAAAAAGCACGGCAUCACGGAGCUGCACCCCGAUGUCGUGAGCUACGUGUCGCAUGCCACGCAGCAGAGGCUGCAGAACCUGGUGGAGAAGAUCUCCGAGACGGCGCAGCAGAAGAACUUCUCCUACAAGGAUGACGAAAGAUACGAGCAGUCUAGCGACGUCCGGGCCCAGCUCAAGUUUUUCGAACAGCUGGAUCAGAUUGAGAAGCAGAGGAAGGACGAGCAGGAGCGGGAGAUCCUCAUGCGGGCCGCGAAGUCUCGAUCCAGACAAGAAGACCCAGAACAGUUACGGUUGAAGCAGAAGGCGAAAGAGAUGCAGCAGCAGGAGCUGGCACAGAUGAGGCAGCGGGACGCCAACCUCACAGCACUCGCAGCCAUCGGGCCGAGGAAGAAGAGGAAAGUGGACUGUCCAGGACCGGGGUCAGGGACAGAGGGCUCGGGCCUGGGCUCGGCAGUCCCAGGCAGCUCCGGCGUGGGAACCCCCAGACAGUUCACACGACAAAGAAUCACGCGGGUCAACCUCAGGGACCUCAUAUUUUGUUUAGAAAAUGAGCGUGAGACAAGCCAUUCACUGUUGCUCUACAAAGCAUUCCUCAAGUGACCACGGUGUUUGUGACGGACGCCUGGGGACGUUUUUAUAUAUUUGCAGACGACGCCUUUUUGUAAUGAGCAAAUGGGAUAUUGUUUAAAAAUAGCCACCUCUUUACAACGGGACAGUUUUAUAGCCUCCUGUUUCUAAUGAGCUCUUCAGUGUGGGGAGUAAUCCGCAGCAGCGAGAACACACAGGCCUGUGGGUACUCUGAACGGACCCCUGAUCUCAGCUCACCCUUGAUCGAGUGGCCUUCUUGCCAAACAAGCCAUAUUGAAGCCCGAGGGGUCGGUAGCAGGUAGUCAGCUACCCGCGCUUCCGCGCUCUCCGUGCGUCUCGGUCUCGUCCUCCGACUUCCUCCGUAGGGGAGUCUACAGCCGAUGACCUCGUUUCCUUUAUUUUAGUUUUUUAACAGUCGGUUGGCAAAGCGAACUGACUUUUUAGACUAUUUAUGUCCCUGCCCGCCCACCCAGCACGUGGAGGACCGCGCCCUGGCCGGCGCCGGGAGCGCGUUCUGCUCGGUCGGGCCGAGAGCGGGAGGCGCCUCCGGGUGCGGUCGGCGUCUGGACACGCGUUCUAUUUGCUAUCGUUUGUAAAGCUGUAAAGUGGAAAGAGAUGGGACCUUCUCAGCAUAAAUAUAUUUUACUUGCACUGUGUUUUUAGCGGAAAGUGAAAACUUAGAUGAAAUAAAAUCAGAGUUGAGAAGA
This is a messenger RNA of Tupaia belangeri chinensis (Chinese tree shrew), 2642 nucleotides long. It is a transcript of the gene TAF4, whose product is annotated as TATA-box binding protein associated factor 4. Gene Ontology annotation, molecular function: DNA binding; RNA polymerase II general transcription initiation factor activity; protein heterodimerization activity. Gene Ontology annotation, biological process: DNA-templated transcription; transcription initiation at RNA polymerase II promoter. The record is from RefSeq and is a predicted model, not a curated record. Gene Ontology annotation, cellular component: transcription factor TFIID complex. Lineage: Eukaryota; Metazoa; Chordata; Mammalia; Scandentia; Tupaiidae.